Messenger RNA from Plodia interpunctella (Indianmeal moth), 1067 nucleotides. RefSeq lists its product as uncharacterized. The record is from RefSeq and is a predicted model, not a curated record. The coding region runs from base 134 to 1024 and encodes 296 amino acids. The transcript is spliced from 5 exons. NCBI's taxonomy places the organism in Eukaryota, Metazoa, Arthropoda, Insecta, Lepidoptera, Pyralidae.
AUUAUUGUCGUCACACAAUGUAACGAAACACAAUUUGCGGUCGUUGAACAAGGGUUAAUAAACGAAACAACUUCAGUUUUACCUCAUCUAGAUUGAACUAUUUUUAAUUAAUUUUUUUUUUUUUAUUUAAGAAAUGAGUCUUAUAGUAAAACUUCGCAGUUUCUCGGCUGUUUUAUUUUGUUUUGUGUUCGUUAAAGAGGGCACGAACCAGUUACUACAAGCGACAGAUAAAAAUUACUACUUAGUGUCAGAAGCGUACAGCCUAGCCCAAAAGCUGUUCAACCAAGGCCGGGAAAGCUAUGGCCGGACGAAAACCAGAUCGCUCUUGACCAUAGACACGUUUGUGGACCUGGUCACAAUGAUGAACGACCAAAUGGCCAGGGAUUUGAGGAGUGCCGUCAUAAAGUAUUACAAGAUUAAAUAUUUUUAUGAUUUCACCAAUUACGUCAUUGCUUUGGAAGAGAUGGUGGAAAUAACAGAGCACUGUCUGAAAGAUCCGGUGGAACGAUUGAAGGAGAUAAGGGAGAGUUUCCACGAGGUAAUCAAGAACUUCCAGGACAGCAGGCACUUCAACUCUGUAAACAAAUGUCAGAAGGAGCUACCUGAUGAGGUGGCUGCCGCGCAUUGUAUACUGCAUCAGGCUGUGUUAUUCAAUGAAACGAUGCAAGACAGUCUAGUCCCAAUAGUCACAAUUAAAACGAGGCAGCACGCACAAGAUAUCAACAGCACUCUCUACGGCGUGCAGAGCUGUCUCAACGACUUUGUGCCGAGAAUCUUCCAGCAACUGUUAUUAGACUCCUAUACUAGCAAAUGUGAAUUUCUGAAGGUCAUUAACGCAUCGGUUUCCGAUUUAAUUAAGGAUAAAUGGAACAAUGAUACGAAGUUUCCUGAGAAGUGGGGGCCGCUGGUCAAGAUCUUGAAGGAGAAAACGAACGACUCGAAGAAAAAGCUUCAAGAUCCACUCUUUGUAACGUUAUUUGCGGCCAAUCUAUCUUCUGAAGAAAUUCUAAAAACUUUAUAUUAAAUUCGUAGGUUAAUGUUCAUUUAAAUGAAAAUAUUAGACACAU